Molecule: messenger RNA, 660 nt
Organism: Morchella importuna
Lineage: Eukaryota; Fungi; Ascomycota; Pezizomycetes; Pezizales; Morchellaceae
Exons: 3
Coding region: 1-660 (219 amino acids)
Biological process (GO): DNA-templated DNA replication; double-strand break repair via break-induced replication
Cellular component (GO): GINS complex
Source: RefSeq, a predicted model, not a curated record
AUGGAUAUCGAUGACCUCCUCCAAGAGUUCGAAGAUAAGAGUGUUCCUGCCGGAACCCGUGAUAUUAAUGAUCUCACGCAGGCAUGGAUUGCAGAACGGACGGCCCCUGAGAUUCUGCCCUACCAGAAUGACCUCCUCGAGAGGCUGAUGGAGCGGAUACGGGCGCAGAUUGAACUAGUUGAAACUCAAACGGGAGACCUGGACCCAAAGACGAAUUUCAGCUUAAUCCUGAUCCAGACAGAGCUCGAAAGGGUCAAAUUCCUCGUUCGCAGCUACCUGCGCGCGCGUAUUCAUAAGAUUGACAAGCACGCAAUUCACAUCCUCACCACGCCUACUACUCGUGGUAAUCUCAGCGCCCCUGAACUCUCAUAUCUGAAGUCCCACCUCGCAAUACUCAACUCCCAUUACCUGUCAUCCUUCCUCCGCAAUUUCCCCGAGCAGCUGCGCCGCCUCGACGACAAAGCUGGAGGUAUAUCUAUGGUUGAGGAGCCUGACCUUGACGGCGCAGUAUUCUGCAAGGUUGUACGGGAUGUCGAAGAUCGUACAGUCAAGAUUCUAGGGACAGAUGCUGAGUUUGAGCUCAAAAAGGGGGACAUCUAUGUCGUUAGAUACUCGGCAGUUAGGGAGUUUGUAUUGAACGGGGAGGUGGAGCUUAUUUAA